GAAAUGUUGAGCGAUUAUCAAGGUGAAGCAUGUCAAAUAUUUCUAAACUAAACAAACAUCCCUCUUAUUUGUGAUAAACAUUGAGUGUUCGUUAGUAAGUAGUUGAAAUUUGUUGAUAUUAUCAACUAUGUAUUUGGAGCACAUACAAAAUAACCGGUAGUAAUUUAUCAACUUAAGAAGAAACUUCUCGAUAUAGAUUUCUAGUUGAAAUUGGGCCUAAAAUGAGUCAACCUGAGAAAGAAAAGUCCAAACAAGGCAUGAAAAAUAUACCAAAGGAUGGUCAAGUGAUCAUGGCAAUGAUGAAAGAAAUGGGUAUUAAUGAGUUUGAUCCAAAAACCAUCGUCCAAUUAUGUGAGUUUGUUUAUAGAUAUGCGACGUCAGUAUUAGACGAAGCUAGAAUGUAUGCUAAUAAUACAAAAAAGAAAUUUCUUGAUGCAGAAGACGUGAGAUUAGCAUUACAACUGACUAACGAAUCAAGUUUUGUUAUUCCACCUCCACGAGAAAUUAUUCUGGAAUGUGCACAUGUAAAAAAUUAUACUCCCCUACAACCUGUGAAACCUCAUUGUGGAUUACGCUUACCUCCUGAUCGUUACUGCCUAUCUCAAUGCAAUUACUCCUUGAAACAAGCAGCUUCAAUAUAUAAAAAAAAUAAAGCGAAUUAUAUUGUUUCUGGAGCAUCAACAGGAUUGAAAAUCACUACUAAACCAAAUGUGAGUUAUAUUAAAAGAAGUAAUGCACCUGUCGGUGUUACUAAACAAACAGUCACAAUACCCAAGCCCAAAAUAACUACAAAUUUGAACCUUCAACCUCAAAAGACUGUUUUAAAACCCAAAAUUCAUAUUACUCAAAACUCGCACUCGCAGUUACAACUGCCAGUAUCAAGUUUAAGUAAUAAUGGUUCAAACUCUAUGGAUACUAUGGAAAGUUUGAAGAGAAAAAGAGAAGAUGAGGAUGAAGUAGAAGGAAUGUGAUCAAGUACUUAUUUUGUAUUUGUUAAUUUGAAUAUUCUCUAUUACAAGUUUGCCUAAUAUCUCGAAUGGUUUGUUAUUUUAUUAAAGAAUUUGGAAUUGA
This is a messenger RNA of Harmonia axyridis, 1071 nucleotides long. It is a transcript of the gene Taf9, whose product is annotated as transcription initiation factor TFIID subunit 9. The transcript has a single exon. Gene Ontology annotation, cellular component: SAGA complex; transcription factor TFIID complex. Gene Ontology annotation, molecular function: transcription coactivator activity; protein heterodimerization activity; RNA polymerase II general transcription initiation factor activity. The record is from RefSeq and is a predicted model, not a curated record. The coding region runs from base 222 to 971 and encodes 249 amino acids. NCBI's taxonomy places the organism in Eukaryota, Metazoa, Arthropoda, Insecta, Coleoptera, Coccinellidae. Gene Ontology annotation, biological process: DNA-templated transcription initiation; RNA polymerase II preinitiation complex assembly.